AUGGUGCUGCACGACCAGGUUGAUCACGCGGUGCAAUUUGAUGUCGGUCCCCGCAUUGCAAUUGAAAAGAACAAUUUGUUCACUCAAAGUCAACCAUGUGAUGUAGCUUGUCGAGUUCUGCAAUAUGGUGCAUUUCUGUUCAAAACAUCAGUAGGGAUCAAGGAUUUCAACCAGCCCGGUCAGGUUUAUUGUGCGAUGCAUUGGGAUCCGGAAAAUAAUAUAUGCCUUCGAACCAAUACGGAACAACACGGAAAUGAUCAAACUGGACGUCCAGGUUCAUCACAGGGUGCAAUUCGAUGUUGA
Messenger RNA from Echinostoma caproni, 303 nucleotides. The record is from the annotation of a GenBank genome assembly. NCBI's taxonomy places the organism in Eukaryota, Metazoa, Platyhelminthes, Trematoda, Plagiorchiida, Echinostomatidae.